UUAAAGCAAUAUGAAUGAAUAAUUGAAUCAUUUUAAAUACAUUCUUUUAAAUGUCUCUAUUUUCCCUUUUCUUGUCAGGCAUGAAGAUUGCUGCGUUCAAUGUCCAGAGGUUUGGACUGACGAAAGUCUCAGAUCCAGAUGUUCUUUCAACUCUUGUUAAGAUUGUGUCUCGAUAUGACAUCAUUUUGAUUCUGGAGGUGGUCGAUGUGAGCGGCGAUUCUGUCAAACUGCUCUUGAAAGAACUGAAUAGAGUCAACACAACCCAUCACUACGCUCUGCAGCUCAGUGUCCGACUGGGAAGGACCAGAUACAAGGAGCAGUUUCUGUUUCUCUACAGGGAUGAUGUGGUCGACCUGAUUGACAGCUAUCAAUAUGAAGACAACCAGGUGAACGAUAUGGAUGCUUUUGCGAGAGAGCCAUACAUUCUGCACUUCAAACCGCACAAUACCGUGCUGAAGGAUAUUGUGCUGAUCCCGGUGCAUACCAGACCACAGGACUCAGAGAAAGAGCUGGAUGAGCUGUAUGAAGUCUUCCUGGCAGUGAGAGACAAAUGGAAAACUGAUAACAUAAUGAUCCUGGGUGACUUCAAUGCAGAUGGUAAAUAUGUCACAAGCGAAGAAAUGACAGAGAUCCGUAUUCGCAGCAACAAGAAUUUCCACUGGCUGAUUGGUGAUGACGUGGACACCACUGCAAAUACAACGAAUGAGCACACCUAUGAUAGGAUUGUCGUGUAUGGAGAAGACAUGCUGGCUGCCAUUUUGCCAGGCUCAGCCAAACCAUUUAACUUCCACAAAGAGUUUGACAUGACAGAAAGAAAGGCCCUGAGAGUGAGCGACCACUACCCUGUUGAGGUAGAACUGCGUAGCUCCCCUCCUUUCUGGAUUGAACAGAGCUAUAAAAACCCUGAGAGUCUGCAGGUUGAUGUGUUGAAACUGCAAAAGGAAAACCUCCUGCUGGAGCGAGAAAAACUCCAACUUCAGAUCAGCUUGUUAAAACAAAAGCUUUUCACACUAACCCAACAAAAAUAA
Molecule: messenger RNA, 1028 nt
Organism: Scomber japonicus (chub mackerel)
Lineage: Eukaryota; Metazoa; Chordata; Actinopteri; Scombriformes; Scombridae
Product: deoxyribonuclease-1-like
Exons: 9
Coding region: 51-1028 (325 amino acids)
Biological process (GO): DNA catabolic process
Cellular component (GO): nucleus
Molecular function (GO): DNA nuclease activity
Source: RefSeq, a predicted model, not a curated record